ACAUAGGGAUGAAUAUAUGUAGUAAAACUCGUUAUCAGUCCUUGUAAAUGCAGGGCUUUUAAUGAUUUUGUAAGAUAUUAAUUUUUAGCCUAUAUUUCUAGAAUAAGAGUGUAGCUCGUGUCAGAGCCUGCAGCGCCACACAGGGUCCUCUCGGUCCUCCGCCCUUUUGUUGUUAUGACGACGAGGUCGUAAAUCCGCCAUGUUUUCCCCUGUUGUAGCGUUGCGACAGGGACGGAGAGCUCGAACGACAUGAGUGAAGAAAAUAAUAAUACGGCAGAAACAGUGAGCGAGCAGCCGGAGCGCGGCGGGAUCAUCACCAUCCAGACUGCACUGGGCGACGAAGAUGAAGAUAUUCACAAAUGUGGCCGAUGUGGAGAAGAGUUUUCCACUUUGGAUACCUUCAUUCAGCAUAAGCUUAGUCGGAGCUGUCAACGUCCUGUACCGGAUUCACAGUCAAAUGGUCUCAGUGGAGGUGCUGCUCCCAAGGUGAAUGCCGGUGAUGAUGGCCAACCUUCAGAAGACAAAGAGAAAUCCAAAACAGAUGAGGAGGAUGGUGUGGUGACCACCACCAGCAGAAAGAGAAGUCGCGUAUCAAAACACCAUGUCGAGUCCGAAGAUGGAGAGGACCAGAGUUUGGAUCCUACUAAAUUUGUUGUGAAGCUUACUGCAGACGGACGCUACAUUUGUCAUAUAUGUGAGAAGACUUUUAAAACGACGAAUAUCUUGAGGACACACUUGUUCACACACACAGACAGGAAGGAUUUUAAGUGUGAACUGUGUGGAACUGCAUUCAGAACCAAGGGCUCGCUGAUUCGCCAUAAAAGGCGGCACACAGAUGAGCGGCCUUACCGGUGCAAUCAGUGCGGCCUCGCCUUCAGAGAGUCCGGUGCCCUGACUAGACACCUGAAGUCCCUCACUCCCUGUACAGAGAAGAUCCGUUACAGCCAGUGCAAAGAAAUCCUGGUCAGCAAAGAAGGCAUUCGCACAGAGGUCCAGCAGCCACCUGUGCUCUCUCAAAAAGAGCAGCCGAUGCCCGUAGUCAGUGUGGUGGAGGCUGCCCAACAUGGCAUUCAUAUACAGGUGGUGGAAGACCUAGGACAAGUACAUCAGGUGGUGUCACAGUCUCCAACUGAAGCUGUGGUCGAGGGAGACAGUUUGAUCUGCCAGGCCAUCAUCAAUUCAGGCAUUGCCCUGGAAACUGAGGCCACAGAGGCAGCAGUGCAGGCCGAGGCACGGUCACCUAAAGGUCCUGAGGCUGAGGCAAGGCUUGCAGAGAUUCAGGUGACUGAGGAGUGUGUGGAGGUGGAAGAAGAGACCGUGGACUCUUCAGAGAAGGAAGGGGAAGCAACACCAUCUAAGUCACACAAAUGUCCUCACUGCGAUCGAGUCUUCAGAACAAUGUCUCACCUACGCAUUCACAUCAAAGGCCAUGUUGGCUACAAGCCAUUUAAGUGCCUCACAUGUCAGAAGGAGUUUCUAACGGGCUACAUGCUGAAGAAGCACAUGGAGGUGCAUGUGAGUGAGCGCAGGUAUAAGUGUGGCGAGUGUGGCAAGCUAUUCAAAGCCAUUGGGCAUGUGCGGGAGCACAUGCGGGCGCAUUCCAGUGAGCGGCCUCACCACUGCAACCUGUGCGACAAGAGCUACAAGACAAAGAAUGCACUCCAGGUCCACCAUCGCACACACGGAGAAGAUAAGCCGUAUGUGUGUCCACACUGCUCUCGUGGUUUUCGGGAAAAAGGUGCUCUGGUGCGUCACAUUCGCCACCACACCGGUGAGAAACCCUUCAAAUGCUCCAAAUGCGGCCGGGGCUUCGCUGAGCAUGGCACUCUAAACCGCCAUUUACGAUCUAAAGGAGGCUGUUAUGCAGUGCAACAAAAGGAUCCAGAUCAGGUGUUGAGUACUGAGGAACAGCAGGAGUCCACAGACAGUGUGGCAGCCACCAUUAUCACUGAGGACCCACACACAGUGCUAGUAGAAUUCUCCUCUGUGGUGGCUGAUACUCAGGAGUACAUCAUAGGAGCACCAGCUGAUGAAACAGCGCAAGGGGAGGAGGUGUCCAUUAUUCAGGACAAUCAUAGCCAGAUGGACAGCCAAAUCAUGAAGGUUGUGCAGCAUAUUGUGAGUCAGUCGCAUGGUAGCCACCAGAUCAUUGUGCGGAAUGUGGGUGCUGACGAGAGCCCCAGUGUGUCCGACUGCGGCGACACAAUCACCAUCGCCACACCCGAGAGCCUCACUGAACAGGUGGCCAUGACGCUGGCCAAUGCCAUCGGCGACGGCACCAUCCUGACCACCUCUGCCACAGAGGGCGCCAUGGAGACACAACACGCUGCCGUCACUGUGGUUGCAGCUGAAGACAUGGGAUUGAUGCAGCAAGAGGAGCAGUAUGUCAUCGCAUCACCUGAGGACAUGGAGAUUCAGACGGUGGUGGUGGUCUGAGGCAAAGGACCCAAAGGAAAUCACCCUCUCCAUGAACUCUGGGGAAAAGCAGUCUCCCGUGGAGCUGCUCAUUUUACUUAUCUGUGGUAGCAGUUUGUUCUCCCAACAUGCCUUAUUGUCUUGAAUAUCCAAAUAAUCUGCACUUAAAAGGAGGAAAAUUGGUUUCUUGAAGUGUGCAAACAUAUAAUUGCACUAAGUUAUUUUUAUAAUCAAUGUGUUGUAUGCAGUUAUCUGCAGACAAUGAUACCAAAUUAGCCUGACUAAUUAUUCCCUUCAGACCUGGUUGGCAGUGAACAACAAAUGUACUCUGCUGUUGAUGGCCAUUGUGCAGGAUGUAUUUCUUUAAGGUUCUCAGGGCAUAAGUGCUGAUCUAAGAUCAGUGUCAGCACACCUCAGACUUUAAUGCAUAGGAAUUAAAAAAACAAUCUGAACACUUUCCUGUUACAGUGCAUGUUUGUGCACAUAUUGUUCCAUGUAUUUGUUUGUUUAAUAGAUAAAAGCUCUCAUUGAAA
Molecule: messenger RNA, 2948 nt
Organism: Colossoma macropomum (tambaqui)
Lineage: Eukaryota; Metazoa; Chordata; Actinopteri; Characiformes; Serrasalmidae
Gene: e4f1
Product: E4F transcription factor 1
Exons: 14
Coding region: 250-2436 (728 amino acids)
Source: RefSeq, a predicted model, not a curated record